Molecule: messenger RNA, 2120 nt
Organism: Rhopalosiphum padi (bird cherry-oat aphid)
Lineage: Eukaryota; Metazoa; Arthropoda; Insecta; Hemiptera; Aphididae
Gene: SF1
Product: splicing factor 1
Exons: 9
Coding region: 238-1869 (543 amino acids)
Biological process (GO): regulation of mRNA splicing, via spliceosome
Cellular component (GO): nucleus
Molecular function (GO): mRNA binding; zinc ion binding
Source: RefSeq, a predicted model, not a curated record
UUUAUCAACUCAAUACCAGAUUCCGAACCUCAACUCUCAGGCCCUGUUUAAAGGUCGGCAGACGCAUUGUUUUAUGAUUUACAGAUCAUACACUAGACACUUAGACAUCUCGUAAUUCGUUUCUCAGUAGUCAACAACUUAAGUGACGAUCGUACUUAAUGACCGAUACCGUUAUCGCAUAGUUUUUCUUUCUAAAACUCGUGACAGGCUGUUCACGAUUUAGUGUUGAUUGAAAAUAUGAGCUCUAACAUGGGCGUCAAUAACUACAUGAAUAUGUUUGUACAACCUCAGAACGGUGAUACUUCACUAAGUAAACGUGAAUCGUCUAGUUCUGAUGCUAAUGACCGUAAGCGUAAGAAGAAGUCGAGAUGGGGUGGAAGUGACUUGGAGAAAACAUUUAUACCAGGCAUGCCCACAGUACUACCUCAUAAUCUCACUAAAGAACAAGAGGAAGCUUAUAUUUUACAACUACAAAUAGAAGAAAUUGGACGCAAGCUGAGGACAGGAGAACUGGGCAUUCCAUCUAAUCCUGAAGAAAGAUCACCUUCGCCAGAACCCAUUUAUAGCAGUGAUGGUAAGCGAAUGAAUACUAGAGAAUAUCGAACUCGUAAAAAGUUGGAAGAAGAACGUCAUAGACUUAUUCAACGCAUGGCAACAAUAAAUCCUACAUUUAAACCUCCUGCUGAUUAUAAGCCUCCUGUUAUUCGUGUUAGUGAUAAAGUAAUGAUACCUCAAGAUGAACAUCCUGAUAUCAAUUUUGUGGGUCUUUUAAUAGGACCACGUGGAAAUACAUUAAAAUCAAUGGAAAAAGAGACUGGUGCAAAAAUUAUUAUCCGUGGUAAAGGUUCAGUCAAAGAAGGAAAAGUUGCCCGUAAAGAUGGACAACCACUACCAGGAGAAGAUGAGCCAUUACAUGCUUAUGUAACUGGAAACAAUCCUGAAUAUGUUCAAAAAGCUGUGAACAAAAUUAAAGAAAUUAUAAAACAAGGUGUAGAAGUUCCAGAAGGACAAAAUGAUUUAAGGCGCAUGCAACUUAGAGAACUUGCUUUAUUGAAUGGUACACUGAGAGAAAAUGAUGGACCUAGGUGUUCUAACUGUGGUGCUGCUGAUCAUAAAUCUUGGAUGUGUCAAGAUAAACCUAAUGUUACAAACAGUAUAUUAUGUACUCAAUGUGGUGGAGCUGGACAUAUUGCAAAAGAUUGUAGAAUGAAAAAUACAGGUGGUGCUAGUUUUCCAGUUAAUCAGGAUAAGAAUAAAAUUGAUGAAGAAUAUAUGUCUCUGAUGGCUGAACUUGGUGAAGGUCCACCGCCACCAAAACAUAAUGAUGAUAAUUCCAUGCGUCCUUCUAUUGGGAACAGUAAUGGAGGUUUAUUUAAUAAACCUCAACCAUUAAAACCACUUAUGUCAAUACCGCCACCUCAUUCAAUACCAAAUUCAUUGCCUCCACCGCCCUGGUCAAAUCAACCAAUGAAUGGAGCACCCAUGCCUCCUCCUGGAAUAAAUGUUCCACCUCCCUGGCAAAUGCCACCACCAUCAAAUCAACAGUAUUCUAACAUUCCACCACCACCACCAGCUAAUCAAAACUUUCAACAACAGAUGCCAUGGGCCAUGCCACCACCUCCACCACCUCCCAACCAACCAACAUCUAUGCCACCUCCAUGGCAACAGGGUCCACCACCUAAUCCUCCUGCUCCAACAACUGUAUCUGGUAUGUGGCCUCCACCAACUCAACCAUGGCCAAGCCAACAACAACAACAAACAAAAGUUCCACCCUCAAUGAAUCCUCCAACUAUGAUGAUGCCACCCCCUGAUUUACAAACACUAUUAGCUGUUCCACCUCCGCCGCCACCACCUCCUCCUUCAAAUUAAAUAACAACAAGAAUUAUAUAAAUGAAUUAAAUAGAGUUCUCUUUUCGCUUGUAGUCAAAACAUUCUGUUUAUUACAAGUAUUUUCUCAAAAACCAUUUUGUAAAAUAAUUUUUAUAUUUUGUUUUUACAUUUAUUUAUGAAUAAAGAUUAGUACGACCAAUUUUGGGAUUUUGGGAAUUUUCAGUUUAACAGUUUUUUCUCUUAUGUACCAUGUAUAUUUGAAAUUCAAUAAAACAAUUUUUAAGAGUGAA